AUGGAGCACAUCCCCCGUAUUUAUGGCCCUAAGCUCCAGACUGCCAACCUCACAGUGCCCUAUUUAUCUGGUUCCUGGCGAUAUGGGAACCAGAUGAAGGGCUUUGAGAGGUUCCGACUGUUUCCUGUGCAACCUGGAAUCAACGCCAAACUCAGUAAUGGAUGUCUCAACAGCCUCUCCAUUGAAUUCCUGCAGGGAUGGCUCUACUUCGGUCUGCUUGCCGAAGCAUUCGGCACGGCAGAGAUGAAAUUUGACCCAGAUCAUUACACCGACCGCUCUGCCUACACAGCGUUUGUCACGACCAAGAAGCUGAAUCGAUAUAUUUGGUAUCCGGCUGCUGACGAGAUUGACAUCACUCGGCGAGCCUCGAUAAAUGUCUUGAGCAAUGCCCACGGCAGUGCGCCACCAUAUUGCCAGCUUUCUUAUGUCCAGAAUCUUGUCAACGCACUGUACCUGGAGUCCUCGGGCCCUGUGAAGUGCUGGCUCGACACCGUCUGCAUCCCAGUCGGCGACAGACACUCCCCCUUCCGACGAAUCGCUAUUAACCGCAUGCACGAGACGCUCAGGGCUUCCGACAAAAUCCUCGCUCUGGACAACACGCUCAUGACUCAGCGCACAGAUACAGGCAUGAACUGGGUCGAGAUGAACAACGCAUCAAGGCCGUUGGGCGAAGAACUCCUCUUCCAGUUCAAUGACGGCCCAGUCUCAUCGAAUUUUGUCUUCGACCGCUCCUACGCGGAGCGGAAUAUCCUAGCCGUAUCUAGCAUGCUUGAAGGCAGAGGGCUGCAAAACGUGCUCGACGAACCGAAUGCAAUUCGUCUUGCUCGUGCAUUGACCCUCUUACCACGAGACUCAGACUCGAGCUCGAGCUCAAACUCAGCGGCCACAAAAGCAUACGAGAUCUGGAUGCCAAUUGUAGAAAAUGCCGGCUACAUUUCGGAUCUCUCAGAAAUAGACGACGACCUAAGCUUUAACAUCCAAGCGCGCGUCUUCUGCCCUGUAACUAAGCACUCCAACCUCAGCACGCGGGACAUCCGUGACGAGUUCCGGCUUAGAAACAUCAUCUCCAAGCGUGAAGACUCAAGGGCUACAGGGACUGAAUACGACUAUCAUGCCUUCUUCGAAGGUGUCUCUCUUGGCUUCCGCGGACGAACGGCAAGCAAAGCCGAAGACGAGACGAUCUGUUUCGGACACAUGCUGGGAAGCGAUACAUCGCAAAUUACGGCCAUCAAGCCGUUAAAGCCGAGAGUAAAGUACUGGCUUACUCUGAUUGAAACGAACCCGCUGCUCAAUGCAGCCGCUUGGGCUUUGGGGAUCGACGCGCGUGCGAGGUUGAUGGAGUGCCGGGUGAAGAGGAUGCAGACACUACUAACGUAUAUUGGAAGGAUGCCUCUGACAAUUCUUCUCUGGAAAUUGCCCCUGAACCAGUCUGUAGGGUGGAAAUGGGCGCCAAUAUCGCUAUUAGAUACCGGCUCUGGCUCCCAGGGGGAGGGUGCCUGGUCGAGUAACGAGCGCGGUUUAGUUAAACCUGAUGGCCUGCUCGUCUCUCUCCCGGCAUUACGACUGAAGACACCUGCAGCUGAUAAAUCCAGGACAGCAGACCUAGGAAUAAUUCUCCUCGGACCCGUCUACGUCACCGUCACUACAGAGGAUGAGGGCGUUGGUCCCGUUGGCGGUGAUAUAACAACUUUCAAAAUCCAUCUCCACUCUGUGCCAUCUGAAUGGGGACGAUAUUGA
This is a messenger RNA of Aspergillus nidulans FGSC A4, 1737 nucleotides long. RefSeq lists its product as uncharacterized. The transcript is spliced from 3 exons. The record is from RefSeq and is a predicted model, not a curated record. The coding region runs from base 1 to 1737 and encodes 578 amino acids. NCBI's taxonomy places the organism in Eukaryota, Fungi, Ascomycota, Eurotiomycetes, Eurotiales, Aspergillaceae.